GAAGAACCGCUGAAGGUUUUGGCAAAGCCACAUCAUUAGGAGGACGACUAGAUAUGAAUGAAAUGCGCUUGUGACUAAGAAAUAUAGUGCAGUCACUUAUAUACUUACGACUGAAUUCGUGCGACAGGUUUAACCGGGUGUUUUUAUAAGUCUACCAAUGGAACAGAGGGUGUAAUUGGAGUUUUUGGUUUUAUUGAUGAUGAUGUAUCUAAAUUACAUAACAACAUAGGUAAAUAAUUAUAAUAUCAAUUUCAGUAUCAAAUGUCAAUUAUAUUUUUUUGAUAAAUGAUAUCGGCUACUGUUUACUUCUGUGUUUCUUACACGACAUUGAUCAAUUUUAUAAAUGAGUAUUUGUUUUUUGAACUAUCCUACUAUGAUUCUGUGUAAUUCUUUUACUUUUCAAUGUGCAUGUUAUUAACGAUACUACGAAGUAGGUAAUAAAAAACUUACAACGUUUCCAUCGUCGAUAAAUGUAAUAGAUUAAAGCACAUAAACAUAUACAAAAUCCAAUAUCGGUCAAAACUAUAAAACCAACUGCCACAAUAGCCAGGCGUUGGCGUGAUAGUGCUGGUGUAGUUUAAAUUAAAAAAAAUUCCUAUUUACAAUGAAUAAUUUUUUUUUUUGUAAAAUAAGUUACUGUAAGUCGCAAAAGUUCUACAUAGUGAUCGUGUUGUAGUCUGACGAUUUAUUGUUGUUCUAGGACUAUUAUUUAUUUGAAUGCGAAGUUCUGCAUUAGUUUUGUUAUUAACUCGUAUUAAAUUCGAUGUAACUGAUGCAUAGUUUGUCGGCAUUCACUUUUGGUAUUAUUUUUUUGUUUGACUUCUGUACUUGUUUUAUCCACUUACUUGAUAAAGGACAUGUGCUUUCGUCUCAUUUGUUUUAUAGUUGGUCUGCUUAUCAGAGAAACAGAACGGAAGUCUAUCAUUGAAGCUCUAUGUAAAAGAAUUGCUGUAUUAUUUAUGACUUUUAUGUACAUUUUUACCUUAGACUUUUGACAUAACGGUAAAAGAAAGAAUUUCCAACUUGAGCAUAUCGAGCUAUUAACAAAUACUAUCAAAAAGGUAAGUAAGAAUGAUUUGAAGCAUAUAACAUAAAUAUAUAAAACAGCUAUUGUUGUCUAAUGUAUUAUUACUAUUAAAGAGUUCGAUGAUAGCAUAGUAGCAUUGCUUUCACUAUCAAUGAAAGGAAUUUAUCUAACUACUAUAUGACUACAACUGCGUAUUGACAUAUUUUAUUUAUGUACAUAUAUAUUUAGUGCAUACACCAUGCUUUACAAAUGUACUAGCUGCAAAGCAGUAAAAUUCUUUAUUCAACUUUCACCUACUGAAACUGCAUAUUGUAAUAAAUGUCAAUGUUCGAGAUUAUUUUUGCGUGUCAGUUCAAUGCAUCUGCCUAUGAAAUCUAGUGAAUUGGUUUCUACUGCCAAACGAACAUCUGAAAGAUUAAUCAACAGCUUCAUAGACAAAAUAAGUGAUUAUUCAGAUGUUGAAAAAUAUCGAAGUAACUUGGAUCUAGCAGCAAGUCCGGCUACUAGUCUAAUUCCUUCUCCAAGUAUGACAACAUUUCAACCUUGUAAUUAUUUCAAACUAUGUCUCGAGUUUAUGCUCUCUUUGAAAUAUUCCAAAAAGCUUUUCAAUAGAAAACAUAAUCGAUGCUAUUGUGAAAAAUGCUAUUCAGCUAAUAGCAAAGAUUUUUAUGUAGAACCAGAUUCAAAAUAUGUUAUUCCGCGUGGUUGGGUUCGUUUCGGAUUGUAUGUUGAUGAUGCACAAGCACAAGCUGAAAAUAUAUGGAACAAAUGGAUUGUAAGUUAUCAUGGUACAAGUUCUCAAGCAGCGAAAUCCAUCAUUGAACAUCAUCAAUUUCUUCUUCCAGGAGAUCAAUGUAUUGGUGGACAUGUCAUUCGAAUAUGUGAAGGUCAUAUUCCGGGCAAAUUUCAAGUAUACACAUCUCCAACCAUUGCCUAUUCAGGCGAUGAUAUUUACAGUCCAUCUAUUCCAUUUCGUUCAACCUCAGGACAAUUUUAUAAAGCUAAAGACGUGUUACAAUGUCGUCAACAACCUGGAACAUAUAAGAUUCAAGCUGAAACCAUUCGUGCUGGCAGCAGACGUAUAUGCUCUAUUAUUCCUAACAGUGAAAUAGAAUACUUUACAGAAGUACGAUCAUCUAUCAUACCAUAUGGUUUACUUAUUCGUGUUUUUCAAUAA
Molecule: messenger RNA, 2204 nt
Organism: Rotaria sp. Silwood1
Lineage: Eukaryota; Metazoa; Rotifera; Eurotatoria; Philodinida; Philodinidae
Source: the annotation of a GenBank genome assembly